UCAUAGAUGGCGCAGUGCGGUAAGAAAUAAAUAAAGAUAUUGGUCGCCAUUGUUGUUGGAUAUAGAAUUUAGAAUUUGAAUUGUUUACAAAAUGCACUGUGUGGUUCCAAACUGCUCAAAUAGAACUGAAAAAGGUGUUCGGCUUUUUAUGUUUCCUCAAGGGGAUAAUAAUGAAGAACGAAGACAACAGUGGAUUCGCAAUGUUGAUAGGACAGACUUGCCACAAAAACCAUUUCUUUGUGAGGUACACUUUGAAAAUGACCAGUUUGAAAAUAACAGACAAGACCAGAGAAGACUCUUAAAACCUGAUGCUGUUCCAACUAUAUUUCCACAUAAAUCUAAGAUGCUUGCUGAAUCUGACCAAAACGAAUCAAAUGAUGAUUCUGAAUCACAAGGAGAAAUUAGAAGGUCUUCAAGAAAAAGGAAACCUAUUAAGUUUGAAGAUUAUGACUCAGGAGGCGAUGAUAAGGAAUCAGCAAAAGAAAAUCAGGACAAAAUAUAUAUGCCUGAAUUAAUUAGAUGUAGAACAUGCUUAGGUACAGAAGUAAAGGAGUCUGCACAUAUUAUGAAGAAAAUGAUUUAUGGAAAGACCAUCAAACAAAUAAUACUGAUAUGUACUCCAGAAUUAGAAUCAUCUAUAUUAGACAUGGAAUGUAUUUGUCAGAAGUGUUAUAGAUUUUUAUCGAAACUAAUGUAUUUUAUAGAAAGUUGUAGAGAUUCUGAAGAAAAGCUUCGAUCAGGAGAAAUCUCAUUGGACAAAGUCUCUAUUGAUGAUCCCAAACUAGUAAGAAGCAUAGAUUCAGGUGAACCUACUGUCAAAAGAAAACGUGGAAGACCUAGAAAAGAUGAACAGAGAGUUGUAGUUGCCAGUGAGAAGAAAGUUGUAGUUGCCAGUGAGACUCCUACAAUAAAAAGAAAACGUGGAAGGCCUAGAAAAAUUAAAACAGAGGAGAAUGAAGAGGAUGAAACCUCUAAAGUACUAGGGUCUGAUGUUCCGGAGGAUGUUAAGGAUGUUAAAAAAGAAGUAGAUCUCGAUGCCACGAACAUAUCAGAAGAAGUUGUUGAAGAGGCUGUUGGUAUAGAAGAAACUAUAGAAUUCAUUGACCAACAAACAAAUAAAAGCGAAAUUAUUCAAAUUAUCUUUGAAAGCGACAAUGAAAAAUCAAAUGAACAACAAAUUGAAAUCGGCGACAACGUGAUUUUAGUGGAAACAUCAAAUGAGGAUGAUAAAAAUGUACCAAAGGAUUUGGAGACUAUCGCUAGUGAUCAUUCUUAUUUGCCAAAGCCAAUACAAAAACUCUUGAGUUGUUCUUAUUGCCAGUCCGACUAUAGAACGCUAAGAGGCAUCAAAACGCAUCUCAUACAAGUUCACGGCAUUCAAGUGAACCAAGAUACUGAGUGCAGCCUGUGUAAAAUGAAAUUUAUUAGAUACAAGGAUAUGAUGAGACAUAAGGUCAGUCAUGGACAUAUAUGUAUUCAGUGUGAUAAAAAUUUUACAACUCGUGCAGAAUUAGAGGUACAUCAAUCAAUCCAUCCGGAGAUAUUUAGUUGUACACAGUGUGGAAUGAAAUUUAAAACAGAGGAAGUACUGAAGAAACAUACCCCUUUACAUUUGAUGAUGAGCCAAAUUUGUAUGCAGAUUCAAAAUACUAGCGUAGAGUGUCCCAGUUGCGACUUGCAAUUUAGUACUGAACAGUCAUUAAGGAUGCACACAAGGUUAAAACAUCCCACGGAUUCACCUGCUGCAUCUUUCACUUGUUCAGAAUGUGGACAAAAGUAUAGAAGGAAAGAAUAUUUAGAUGCGCACAUAAAAACUCACCGUUCCAGAUUUAGUCUUUUUCAUAAUCCCAACAGGAAAACUUACAGCAAGGCUUUUAACACUGCAGAAAAAACAUACAAAUGUCAGUUUUGUGAGACUAAAACAAACUCCAUAGGAACUCUUAUUGAGCACUUGUCUGAUCAUGCAGAUUUAAGAAAGUUUCAAUGUAAACAUUGCGGCUUAAAAUCUUCCUCCCUACGAGAUUUGUCGAUGGAAUUUAUACACGAAAGAAAAUAUGGUGUUUAUCUUAUAACAUGCAGCGAGUGUUGUAAGAAAUACAAAAAUGAAGAAGAGUUAAAGAAAGACGACGAAAACAGUGACACGAAACAAUUCAGCUGUAAUAUUUGCAAUGAUUCCUUUACUCAACUUAUCCAAAUUGAAUGUCACGUUCUUAGUAAACACAUACAGAACUUAGAAGAGAAAGCUAAUAGCGUCCAAACAGCGGACAACGAACAUCAAAUGGAUAUCGUAAAUGAUACAGCCAUCGAUCUAAUUAAGAUGGAGGAACAAAAUUCUCUGAAAUCUGAGGUUAAAAAGAAAACUGGUGUGAAUAUUACUAAAGAAGCUAUUGAAAAUGAUUGGGAUUCGGAUCCAGAAUCCCCUCAACCCAUCGAAAUAGCAGAGACGAUAAAAGAGAUCCCACCAAAUAAAGAAGUUGAGCAUAAAGAAGAGAGACUGAAAAUAGAAAAAGAUAUUAAAAACGAUUGGGAUUCGGAUCCAGAAUCCCCUCCACCAAUCGAAAUAGAAUCAGCAGAGACGAUAAAAGAGAUCCCACCAAAUAAAGAAGUUGAGCCUAAGGAAGAGGAACUGAAAAACGAAAUUGAUGGUUUUGAGGAAUCUUGUGUCAGUAUCGAUCUGACGGAGGAAGAAUCGCAAGAAUGUCAAAAAGGAUAGCAUGUCAGUGAUUAGAUAAGUUACAUGUGUAUAUAUUUUAUAUAGAAUUACGCCAGUCAAUGAGAACAAGAACAGGAUCUUCUUCUUCACGUACCAUAUCAGAAUUAUCAGACGUUGGCGAUCACCAUUGCGAAGGCUUCUCGAUCUUCUGCAAUAUGGAAUAAUUGUAACAGGAUAUUACCUCCGAAUUCUAACCUACUGCACGGAUUUUAAUGAAAUUUUGGGAAUAGUCUCUACUUAUCCCCUAAUUCAAAGUCUACCCUAUACACUAUGGCGCUUUUACCUUUGGUGACGGUUCCCACCCUUUCUCGGAGGUGCAAAAUUGUUUGGUUAAAAUAACUACGGAAGUGGCUGGUGAACCUAAUUCUAAGUAAAAAUUGUUCUAUAAUUUUUUUUUUGAAAACUCAAUAUUUUUUCAGUUUUUAUACAAAAAUACAAGAGAUUUGUGCCUUUAUAAAUCUUCUGGCUAUAAUACAAAAAGAGAUAUGGUAGGUGAAAAGAGUUUGUUUUUUUUUGUGCAUGCUCAAAUCGGUGUAUUCAACUUAAAAUAACAGAGAAACGGUCGACUUUAGGUGUAUAAUGCUUCAGAUAUCUUUUGUAGUGCUUGAAAAGACCUUUAAAAUGAGUAAUAUUAAAUGUCGAUUACAUUUAAACUAAGCGAAAUAUGCUGCAAAAAAAUUGAUAUUCUUUUUCUCAUGAUCAUCUUUCAGUGCGUCACAGUUUUUCGAUUUCUUUCUAACGCAUUAAAUUGUAUGUAACAGAAAAAAAGGCACGUCGGUGAUUACAUUUCGUCGGUGACAUUUAUAACAUUUAUUCUAGUUAUUCUAGUUGUCGAUAGAUGGCGCCAUAAUAAAAAAAUAUAUAUUUUUUUAAUUAGAUAAUAAUAUUACAAAUAUAAUCUGUAUAAUUUAUAAGACUAUACAAAUCAAAGAAAAUACCAUUUUAUAAAUGCAAGAAACACAUUUGAUUUGUUUUUAUUCCAAAUUGAAAAUAAAAUGUGACAACUGUCAGAUUUAACUAAAAUGUCAUGUUAGAAUAAAUGUGUAUUAUCACGGACUUACCCUUUUUCCUAUCAUUUGUUACGCACUGAAAAAUGAUCAUGAAAAGGACAAUACCACCGAACAACAAUACUAACACCGUUGUUCGGUGACAAUACUAACCAGUUAAUUGAACUUAAUUAACCUAUAAAAUGCCAUAAGUGUCAAAAUUACAAACAGUGGUGUAAACUUGCCUGGGGUUGGACCAAUUACAAACAAGCAUUACGACGCGGUAAAUUUGAAUUACUCCUCCUGGUUUAAAAACAAACCAUAUAUUGUUAUGCUUAUGGAUAUAUUUAGGUAUAUUCUUCUUCUCCUUCUUUAGUUUAUUGGCCUCCACCUACUUGGGUAUUUGGCCAGUUCAUCGUCGCGCAAUAAAGGGAAAAUAUUUAAAUUCUGAUGGCAUUUAUCGUAUGUGAUUGUAAUAAUAUAUACCAGUUUGUCGAGAUUGGAGUUUGAUACAGUUUUUGAAGGAAAUGAAAGAAGAUUUACUAUGGAAAAUAGAACCAUUUUGUAAAAGUACAAGUUUUUUAUGAUUAGUUCAAACGAUCAAAAACACUUGUAACGUCACAUAACUGUAUUUUCAACUGGCGUUUAUAAUGUCUAAUUUAAAAUUGUAUAAACUUGUAAUAUUUCAAAUUAAAAUAUAAAAUAAAAUUAGUUAUUUGAAAAUCAUAUCACAAUGAAUUUAAAGAAGGGAAUAUUAGUCGAGAAAAUGAAGCAUUUUGGCUCGCAAUUUUUUCGUCCAGCAUGGAUUUACUUGAAAUUUUCACAGAAGGUAGGGAAUAGUCCAAGGAUCAUUUUCUAUAUCAUGCCGCUGUACGCUAAAACCUUAAAGGUGGUUGCCACCCCAUCUCGGGGGUGGGAAUUUUUUAUUACAUUUUACCAUGUAAAUCGAUGUAAAAAUUCAAGAAAAAAAUGUUUUUUACAUAAAACUAAUAUUUUUCGAGUUAUUCGCGCUUGAAAGUAACAGUUUUUCGAUGAAAAAAUCGACUUUUUUAGAGGGUUUUUUGAGAAUACCUCGAAAAAUAUGCAUAUAAUAAAAAAACUGUAGAUAUCAGAAUUGUAUCUUUUAGUAACUGAAACCAAAUUCUUUUUCUGUAAUAUCUUUAAGACCAAUACAAACCGAGAUACGGCAUGUUAAAAGUUAGCUUUUUUCGUCAAAUGCAUAAUUUGAAAUAUUCAAAGUAAAAUAACGGAAAAACUUUGCAUUUUUCGAAGAAAACUUAAAUAAUCUUUUUUCAAGUAUACAGCUAGGCCUCUCAAAAAAUAAUAAUAAAAAGUUUUUAGCCUUAAAAUUAAGCGACUUAUGAUCAAAAAAGGUCGGUGCCUGCUUUUCUCUAUGAAAAACUCAGUGAAAACAACCCCCUAACUACCCUCCUAAUUAAAAAUUGGUCUUCACCUUUCUGUAAUUCCUUUUAUAUUAAUAUUAUCAAUACACCCAAGAAGUUUGACCUAUUUAAAAGGCCUAAUUUUAGAAAAAUUGGAGUUUAAAAAAAUUUAAUUUUUUGGAAUUUCCCAUUCUUCACCUUUUACUUCAAAAUAUCUCGGAAAAAACUGGAGAUACGAAAAAAAUGAUUAACUACUAAAUUGUAGCUUUUUUAAUAACUAAAAUUACAUUGUACAUAGAUUUUCAUUACAGUAAACAUUUAGCGAGAUAUAGCUGUUUAAAACCUCUAUUUACGAGCAAACACCCCCUUAUUCGAGCCCUUUAAACCCACCCUAAUUAAAAACUAAGAAAUCUUACGGAAUUUAGUUUACACAGUCUUAUAACUCUUUAAAAAUUCUACAAAGUCAUUUUUGAAAAAACCUUUUAUCGCCAAAAGUGAAGGAGCUAUGUUUAUAAAACAAAUUUUUUUCUCGAAAAAUUCGGAUAGUCCGCUUAUGGAUAAUUCUCAAUGUAUGUAUAAUACCACAGAACCGGUUCGUAUACUGGAAGAUGACUAAAAAACUAUUUGUAUUUGUACAUAUUUGUAAAUUCGUAUUUUUGUGUAAAUAAAUGUUUUUGUAAUUCUUUAAUUCUACUUUUUUUUUCUGUAUAGAUCUAUUAAAAUAUGUACUUAUUACUUAUAAAAACUGUAAUAUUAUUAAGGGUUGAAAUAUUAUGAUAUUAUAUCCUAAAGUAUAAAACAAUCAUUAUUUUAACCAAUCAAAACCAAAUUUUAUCCAUAUUAAAGUUUACAAUGUUUUAUAUAAUUUUUGAUAAUAAGGGGUAGUUGACACCCCUAAAAAUAAUCAACGCCUUUAAGCAUGAUAUAGAAUAUGAAGUACAGGGUUAGAUGAUCCUAAUUCCAAAUUUUUAUGUAAAUCGAUGCAAGCCGAAAUUAUUCUUUUAGGAUAAGUAAAUUUUUUAUAUAUAGCUACUACAAGGGUGGUUUUAAGGGUUGAAAUAUUAUGAUAGUAUAUCUUAAAGCAUAAAACAAUCAUUAUGUAACUAAUAGGUACCAAAUGUUGACAAUAUUAAAGUUUUAAAUGAUAUUUUAUAGUUUUUUACAAUUAGGGGUAGUUUUCACCCUUAAAAAACCAAAAGCGUACAACGGCUCAAUAUAGAAAAUGAACUAGAGGGUGUAAUGAGCCUAAUCCCAAAUUUUUGUACAAAUCGAUGCUGGACGAAAAAAUUGCGAGAUUUUGCCAUUUUUUCAGUUUCAUUUCCUCGACUAUAUGGAAAAAUCCAGACCUUUUGAAAAGAGGAUUCCCUUCCAGUUAGUCUAAAUACGAGGACUGGCCAAGUACCUAAGAGGUGACGAAACUACAAGAAGAAGAAGUACACUUGUGUUUACUUUUUUUUUGCGGAAUGUAAACAUAUAGCCCGAUGACGUCACGACCCCUUUUGGGCUGGCUGGUAUAAUUUGAAUUUUUAAUCGGCUUUAGGAGCCAAACGAAAGACAAACAAAACUUUUUUUCUUUGAUACAUGUUUUAAAUUAUGUUCUGUUGUGAUUUAUAACAUUUUUUUGGAAUUUAAAAUUUUAUGCAAGUUCCCUAUAAUGUUCAUUUCAUUUAUAAAAAGGUAUGUUCUUUGAUUUGUAUAGUCUUAUAAAUUGUACAGAUUAUAGUCGUAUAUAUAAUAUAUAAAUAAUUUUUUGUUGGAUUAUAGCGCCAUCUAUUCCAACAACUAGAAUACAUUUUACAAACGAUUUUAAUCGCGGACGUACUUUUUUUUCUGUUACUUCCAACUUAAUGCAUUAGAAAGAAAUCGAAAAACUGCGACGCACUGAAAGAUGCCUCUGAGGAGUAUACACCGAUUUGAACAAGCACCAAAAAAAUCUUUUUUCACCUGCCAUAUCUCUUUUGUAUUAUAACUAGAAGAUCUAUGAAGGAACGAAUCUCUUUGUUUUUUGUACGCUACAAAAAUGUUUUAUAUAGUGUUUUUAGUUAGAUGCAUAGUUUUUAAGGUAUUUCCAAAAAACUGCCCGAAAAGGUGUCAUUUUUCAAUGAAAAUGGCCAAUUUUCAACCACGAAUAACUCAAAAAGUAUCGAGAAAAAAAUUAGAACAGUUUUUGCUUAGAAUUAGGUUCUCUAGCCACUUCCGUGGUUAUUUUGACCAAAAAGUUUCCACCCCCUUGAAGGGGUGGGAACCGUUCCCCAAGAUAAAAAGCGCCAUAGUAUAUAGGGUAGACUUUGUUUGUGAAAAUAUUAAGUAAAUUUAUGUAGUAGGAUGGAAUUCGGAGCCAAAUACCCUCAUUGACUGCUCUAAAUAGUGUAUUAAUAUUUUUAUAAACAGCUUAUUAAGUGAUGAUUUAGGAUUGAACUAUUUUACAGUGCUACAAAUACUUCUAUUUUUUUUUUGUAAUAUAGUGUUUAAGUUAAUAAA
Messenger RNA from Diabrotica virgifera virgifera (western corn rootworm), 7562 nucleotides. Its product is annotated as zinc finger protein 184-like. The transcript is spliced from 11 exons. Lineage: Eukaryota; Metazoa; Arthropoda; Insecta; Coleoptera; Chrysomelidae. Gene Ontology annotation, cellular component: nucleus. Gene Ontology annotation, molecular function: DNA-binding transcription factor activity, RNA polymerase II-specific; RNA polymerase II cis-regulatory region sequence-specific DNA binding; zinc ion binding. Gene Ontology annotation, biological process: regulation of DNA-templated transcription. The coding region runs from base 92 to 2713 and encodes 873 amino acids. The record is from RefSeq and is a predicted model, not a curated record.